Molecule: messenger RNA, 1320 nt
Organism: Trypanosoma cruzi
Lineage: Eukaryota; Euglenozoa; Kinetoplastea; Trypanosomatida; Trypanosomatidae
Exons: 1
Coding region: 1-1320 (439 amino acids)
Molecular function (GO): protein binding
Source: RefSeq, a predicted model, not a curated record
AUGAGUCAAAUUGUAGCGUCGUCGGCACAAAUUGACAGCGGCGGUGGCGGCGAAGAGCCGCAGCAACAAACUAGAGGAAACCAGCUGCUGGAUGAGGAGAAGACGAUUAUCUCGAGCACGCGAAAGAAGUACACAAUUCUUCCGGCGGCGUCGCACAGUCUGAUGACGAAGAACAACCUGCGCGCGGUGGAGCGGUACAUUGCACUCAACAGGGCACAUCGCUUCUCUGAGCGGGACAGGUCUCCGGCACGGGUGAUUCCGGAGCUCCCAUUUCAACGUCGGUACGACGGUGACGAGGUGCUUCAGGCGGCGGUAAAGACGGCUCGUGCCCAAGAAAGUGCGCUUGACGUCCCGUUGCGUUUCAUCACCCCUGAAGAGUUCCACGCACCACCCCUUGAGGACCCGCCGACGAACCUCCCGCUUGCGCGUCGGGUGGCAGCUCUGUUGAAGGGAAUGGAGUCCGUGCCGGUGCAUUGGAUGGAGCAACGGCCAGGGGCCAUGACAGCAGCCGGCGCUGACGACAGUGUGGUACAGUUGAAAGUUAUGAGGGACGCCAUUUCUCGGGCGCAGUGUGCUGUCCGUGGCGGUAACACGAGGGAGGGGGCCCAUCUCUUUUGCACUGUGGCUUCCCUGCAUUAUAAUAGUGGGAAUAUGGAGCUUGCACGAUCUUUCUUUGCUAAAGCUCUUUCAGCAUUUGAGCUGAUAAGUGAUCUACGUGGCAUCGCCUUUUGCCACAAUAUUUUGGGUGUCUGCUACUUCCGUCUGCGGGAGUUUAAGGCAUCAUUGCUGCAUCACAAACGUCAAGAGUCUCUUGGUGGAUGUUACUCGCGGGCGGUGGCCCAAAUCAAUAUGGGGGUCAGUUAUGCCGCACUUGGAGAGCUGGAAUUCGCGGAGUCAGCCCUUGAAGACGCAUUAACAAAUGCGCGUACAUGUGAGAGCAGUCUGCUGGAAACGAUUGCGCUUGGAAACCAGGGGCUCGUGCAUCUGCGUAUGGGCAAUAUGCGGGCGGCUCAGACAGACUUGGAGCAGUGUUUGGAAAAGUGCAGUCUUGGUGGAGAUAAGACUGGAGCUGCCAUCUGUCUGUUGCUGCUUGGCGAACUGUACUCUCUUAUUCACGAUCACCAACAUGCAUUGUUUUAUUAUGAGCAUGCCUACCGCGUUGGGGGCGAGGCAAAUUGCUCGGAUGUGGUGGAUGUGGCUCGCGUCAGCAUUGGCAUCGCUCGUGGCAAUGCUGCAUUGAGGGAUGCUGUCAUUUUGCAGGCCAAACGAAUGGGACAACAAAUUGACCUCAAAGAUGUUGUGACGUUGCUUCCUCCGUAG